AUGGCACUUUACAGGCUUCUGAAAGUUUUACAGCCUACAGGUUUGUUUGGUGUAUCUGCUCUUGUUGUUCGAGACUUCUUCUAUGUUAACAUGGCUAAGACCUGGCUAGAGGCUCAGAGCUACUGUAGAGAAAAACAUACCGACUUGGCUACUGUAGACAACAUGAGGGAGAUGAAGACAUUGAUAAAUCAAGUGGAUCCUUUGUACUUGGGUGAUGUGUGGAUUGGACUGAGGAAGGGAGCAGCGACCCAUUGGGGCUGGUCUAUGGGGGACGACACUGUGCAGCAGUACAGUGCGUUUAAUGCCACAUCAAGCACAUUCUUUAUAAAUGGAUCUUGUGGGUCAAUCAAUCAAGAUGGAUACUGGUAUUCCCUUAACUGCUUUUCCCUACAAAGAUUUAUCUGCUAUGAUGAAUACAGUCAGGUGAUAUAUUCCCUGCCUUACAAAUUCACUUGGAGAGAGGCUCAGGCACACUGCAGAUUGAAGUACACUGACUUGGUGGGCAUCCACAAUGCAGAUGAGCAGCAAACAGUUCUUAGCCUUGUUUCCACAGAGUAUGUGUGGAUCGGGCUGUUUAGUGAUGACUGGAAAUGGUCAGAUGAGGCCACUUCCUUUUUCCGCUAUUGGGGAUCCGGAAAACCACUUAGGCUGUUUAACAUCUCAAAUUGCGUUGUCAUGCAGAUGAAUGAUAAUGGGAUGUGGGAUGAUUCACUUUGUGACAGAAAGUUGCCAUUCAUGUGUUAUGAAGUUACUACACCUAAGGAAAAACAAGUAGUGAAAAUUAAGGUGAGAUCACAAAGAAUGACAGAUUUGAAUGAUCCAUCCGUGAAGGCAAACAUUUUGAAUAAGAUUGAAGAAAUGCUGACAAGAAAGAGAAUGAUCAAUUACACCCUUAGCUGGAGAGAGAAGGACGGAAUCGUCUUUCAUCCCGAAUCUGAUAACGUGCAGCAGAAGAACAUGUCUGAUGAGCUGUAGAUUCUUCUAACGUUCCUGAUUCUUUUUUUUUAAACUAAUGCAUAUUUUAUAUUGAAAGUCUUGUUUAUCAACUUUUCUUCUUAUUUUAGUCUGAAAUUUAAAAUAUUUUUUAUUUUAUCCAUGUCUUUUAUAGCUUAAAGAUUCCUGAGGAUACUUGUACAUUUGCCUUCAGGAAACAUACAGUUUUGCACUGAAUUAAAUAAUCUAUUGCAUGAAUUUAUUUGCAGGUCUAAUAAUUUUAUUUAUAUUAUAGAAUUAGUAGAUUCUAUAGAUUUUUAUAACCAGGGUAAAAUUUAAUAAUACAAUACACACAAUCUGUAUUUGAUGGUUUUAUACUGUAGUGUCCUUUGAAAAUGACAGCCAUUAAUGUCAUUGUGUUCAUUGUGUUGAGUAGUAUGUUUUAUUUUUUAACAUACUGCAUAUUCAUUUGCAGUGAUUUCCUUUAAGCAAAAACUAGAACAUAAUACCCACUUACUAGCUUUUGAA
This is a messenger RNA of Pangasianodon hypophthalmus (striped catfish), 1461 nucleotides long. RefSeq names its product macrophage mannose receptor 1-like. Bases 1 to 975 code for a protein of 324 amino acids. Lineage: Eukaryota; Metazoa; Chordata; Actinopteri; Siluriformes; Pangasiidae. The record is from RefSeq and is a predicted model, not a curated record. The transcript has 5 exons.